Molecule: messenger RNA, 2569 nt
Organism: Stegostoma tigrinum
Lineage: Eukaryota; Metazoa; Chordata; Chondrichthyes; Orectolobiformes; Stegostomatidae
Product: shiftless antiviral inhibitor of ribosomal frameshifting protein homolog
Exons: 9
Coding region: 253-1299 (348 amino acids)
Biological process (GO): viral translational frameshifting; innate immune response
Molecular function (GO): sequence-specific mRNA binding; ribosome binding
Source: RefSeq, a predicted model, not a curated record
CUUUCGAGGUUGAACAUUUAGACAGCGCCUAUUUAUACGUUUGUUUGUGGGAGAUAGGCAUCGUUUUCUCACCAUCGUCACGUCUGCAACGUCGUUCAUCUCUUUAAAUGUAGCUUCCCAUCCCCAAUAAAAUCUGAAGAUCAAACGGUUCGAAACUGAAAGUGAAAAAACGUGCAAUCAGGAAAUUGCGUUCGAUAGCCUGACAGGGAAACGAGAAACGGUGGGAGUUAAAAUCCUGGAGGCUACUUCCGAAUGUCUGCGAUCGCUUUCUUUCAGAAGCCCAGCAUGGCUCACAUGCACUUGAAGGAAAAAAUUGAGCUGGAAAAGAGCGUCAGGAGGUUCAGAGAGAUGUUCCACGGGAACGUGCCGUUAGAGUUAGCGGUGCUGCUGAUGAACAGAUUUCGCUGUAAUUACCAGCUGGUAGCCAAGCACAUAAUUCUCAUGGUCCCUGACCUGGAUACUGAUGGUCUAGAAGCUGACGACAGGAGAGAGAUAGAAGCCAGUCCAGUUCUCCAGGUAAAUGGGAACCUUUCCCAUCUGUUAUAUUAUCAGGAUGUCAUCGAGACUCUCCAAGCUGAAGAGAGGAAAGCGAAGGAGAAGACAAUGAAGAUCAAGGAGGAUCCUGAAGUAAAGAAACUAGUGUCACAGUUGACGCAGGCGAACCUGAAACUGUUUGAUCAGGCCAGUGCCAAGCAGAUACCGUGGGUGGAGAAACAGUUUGCAUGCAGGCAGUGCGAUCAUUACUGGUGGAGGAGAGUACCUGAUAGGAAACAGGUCUCGAGGUGUCGCAAGUGUAAGGUGAAGUACGGUCCAGUGCCGCGUGACAAAAUGUGGGGCUACGCUGAAUUUCACUGCCAAUGCUGUGGCAACACCUUUGGGGGCUUUGGACAGAUGGCACUGCCAGCUCCGUGCUACGUUUGCCACAGCUGCGUGACUCCCGUGCGUAUCCUUCCACCGAAGAAGGGGGUUGGCCCUCGCACCCGAAGACCCCACAGCUGUUUCGCUGAGGAUUGCUACCAUCGCAAAGAACCUCACAUCCCCGGGACGCACUGUGUUCACCCACGCAGCAGGCAACAGAAGGGACUCCCCAGAGUGCUGUACCCCAGCCCAGAGCACCACAGCACAGGGUCUACCAUCGCCACCUGCCUGAGCCAGGGGAGCCUGAUGGAGUGCCAUGUGGAUAACAUCAUUGAGGAGGACAUCCUGGAGGAGGAGGAGGAGGAGGACACGACCGAGGAAGAUGACGAGGACUCGACGGAACACCAGUCCGGCAAUGAAAACAGCGCCAACGGAGACUGAGGUGAUGCUCGUCCCAGCCCCAGCUCCGUCCCGCACCAGGUCCCAAACACUCACCGUCCCCAAGCGCAUGGCCCUGGAGUAAUGUCCCCACCGCACCCCCCAACACCAAACACUGAGACACCCCUCCGCCAAUCCCUGGGUUCGGGCGAGCUCUGCGGUUGGCAUUUGGACGGAUUGCCUACACCUAGGAAGGGCAUUAUAAAUCCCCUUCCUCACAUCCCUCUUGUUGGAGUGCGUGUAAGAAAGCUCGUCAUCCCCGUUUCCGAUCCGCGACGAAGAAAGGGCAAGGUUCAGUUAUGUUUUCCGGCUCAGCGUAAGUUUUGUCGAGCUGAUCAACAAUGGGCGGCAUCGCUGUCCUGAGGUCUUUCAUCCACUCCCCAAAUGCAUUCGAUUCGUCCUUGUGUGUUGGUGUGCGUGUGGGUGUCGUUUUGAAAAGGCGACCAACCUUCGAUUACAGCUUGAGGCUGCAGCUUCCAAUCAUUGCCAGCAGGAUGAGUGAGGCCUGGUGUGUUUGAAGCCCUCCUGGCUCUGCAUCUGUGUCGACUUGCUCCUCUGUGUCCUGAAUCCUCAAAACAGUUACUUACUUCCUGCUCGGAGACGAGUGCAGGAGCAGCUAUUGAGCGCUGCAUUUGUACAGCGCAGAACAAAGCCACCUUGCUCACUAUUGCCUCUGCUGGCUCUCGGGGAAAAAAAGUAUAGCCAAUUCACUCGUUUCCCCAGAGCCCUUUCUUUUUAAACGAAAACAAAGAACUGUAGAUGCAAGAAACAAAAAAAACCCCCCAGAAAUUAGCUGGAGAAGCUCAGCAGGCCUGGCAGCAUGUGUGCAGAGAGAAAAGUAAUUAAUUUUUGAGUCCAGACCGUGUGCUUGAAACUGCUGUUUCUGCGAGAGACUUACACAUUCUCUCAGACUUGCUUCAGAAAGCAAUUUCUUCUUUGCGCUCUCACUGAGCUCGAAUCCUCCGUCGUCUCCUGUCUCCCACCGUGUCAUUCACCACACUUUCAAAUUUUUCUGUUUCCUGACAUGCACACGAAGUACCUUGGCAUGUUUUACCAGCGUUUGAGGGUGCUGUAUUGUUGUUGAAUUGAUAUCUGUUAAUCCCUCGCGUUGACCUUUGGAUGGAGCUUUCCUUCCCAUUUUGUUCUUAGUUCUGAAUCUCUGUCCGAGGGAACAAUGCUCCAUCCUCAGAUUGUAUUCUCCCAUGCCCUGUGCCCGUUAUGUUUUGGAUCCAGGUAUGUGAGCUUUAAUGUAAAAUAAAUUUCGACUCUACAA